AUGGAUUGCAGCAAAGGGUUGUUCGUUGCAAUUGGAAGGCCGUCAGGUUUGUCAUCGGAGUUCACAACCCCGGUAGUCAGCUUUAACACUGAAGGUCCAAGAGCACGCUCUUUUGGCUUUGGUCACCGUCGAUGUGGAGGGGAAAGGAUUAUAUUCGUCCUGAUGACGAAGUCUCUGAAAUUCCGGAAUACGGUGAAGGCUCUGGCCUUGUUACUGUCAAAAUUCAUCACAAUGGGUGGUUUCGUGACAAACAAGACUGGAAAACUUGUUUUCUUUCAAGUGGAGGUAGACUAUUUUGAUGAAGUUAAGUCUGAGGACCUUAAGCUAGAAGAGGAUAACUCGUUUAUAGAUCGUAUUGGAUUCUGCAGGCCUCACAAUCUAUUCUACAUAGACCCUAAUGUUGCAGAAUUUGAUGGCUUUAGAAGGUUAAAUUCAGAUCAAGAUUUGAAAUCACUGAUGGAAAUCAAGUCUGCAGAGAAGGGUAAGGCUGUUGUUAUCUACAGGAUAGGUGUCAAUGAAUAUGAUCCAUUACCAGGACCUAAACCCAAACGUCCAGCAUAUUUAGAUGAAGAAUCUGACCAGGCUUCUUGUGAUGAAUUGCAUGAAGUUAAAGGUUCUGGUGAUGAGGAGGACCAUGUAGAAGUUAAAAAGAUGGACCAGUUGGAACAUGAUUCCAAUCAAACUCCAAGUGCUGGUGAAAGGUCCCCUGGUGAAGCAACAAUAACAAAUGUGACAUUGUCGGGCAAUCUUGAUGGUCAUGAAGAAGAUGUUGUAAUUCUCCCUACUGCCGUAAGCUCACCGGCUACUAACAAAGCCAUCAAAAAUCGCAAAAAAUCAGCCCCUUCAACACCAAAGAGAACAAGUGCAAGGCUACCUGCUGUUAAGGUAAGGUUUGAUGCUGAUGGUCAUGGCAGUAGUCCUGAAAAGGCAAUUCAGAUAUUAGGUGAGGAAACUGUGGAAACAUCUGUCGGGAGGAAAAGGGCCAAAACCUUCCAUGGUGAAAAUCCUCGCAAAAGUACUUUAUUCACUCAUUGCAUCUAA
Oldenlandia corymbosa var. corymbosa is the source of this 1041-nucleotide messenger RNA. Lineage: Eukaryota; Viridiplantae; Streptophyta; Magnoliopsida; Gentianales; Rubiaceae. The record is from the annotation of a GenBank genome assembly.